AGGACCCAUUUGCCUUCUAGGUCUAGCCAAGGCCGGCGCGAUGUAUGCUGUACACACGUACAUGUAUACGCUCCAGUGGGAUUUUUAGCGCACCCUGCUGAUUUCGCUUCCUCUUGCUAACACAGUAACAGUAUCACAUCAGUCGCCCCCUGCACAGACUGUGUCACUUGCAUCGGUGCAGGAUGCAAAGUCUUUUUCUCAGAGCCUCAGCUGCAGACGUAAAAUUUAGCGGGGAAGGCUUUUCUUCGCCUUCCAGGUGAUUUACAGUCCUUCAUUCAUCGCUCAUCUAGGACAAGUCAUUCGGGGCAGAGGGUACCGAAGCACACGCUUGUGCUAGUGGAGGCGCUAGCUAUGGAGGAGGAAGUGGCCAAGCUGCUGGGCAUUGUCACAUCGCGCUGCCCGUGCCAUUGCCUGGCGGAGUACGAGAGGCAGCGGCGCAAUCGACCGCUAGAAGUGGACGGGCGAGUUCAGCAGCAUGACAAAUCACCGGACACGGAGCCAAGGCAUGUGCAGACAUUGUUUCUCGUGCCCUACGCGGAGGAGGCCGACGCUGACUGGCAGACAGCGAAUGGUGAUGGUGCGGCGUCGCACAGUAGUUGUCAUGCCUAUGAUGUCAGUGCGUAUCAGGUGGUCACAGCGGAUGCAAGCUGCAACGGCACGCAGCCGUGCACUGCAUCCUAUGCGGAGAUCGAAGCAGCUGGACUGUCUCAUGCCGUCCACGAAUCCCUAGAGGAACAACUUACGACGCUUGAUUCUCUCCGCAAGAACGGCGAUCCACUUUGCUUGCACCUCCGUCAAGAUCUCGGUGGGCGCGCUGUAUGCCGCGUUGUGCCCGGAGUGGCGAGCGCGGCGCAAACCGGUCGGCCGGAUUUGCUUAUCUUGGAAGUGUUCAGUACAUCCCCUGAGUCUGACAUCCAGAGUUGUUCCCCGCUGCCAACCAUUCCCGGCGCACUGUUGCAAGUUACCAGCACCGCCAUAGGCAAUCUGGAGCGGCAGCAGAGGCUGCACGAUGAAGCGAACCGCUGGAAGAUUCUGCUGUCCGUACAGGACACGGAGGAAGAUGCGAGCGGCAAGCUGUCCAAGCUUUGUCAGUCGUGCCUAAGGCUGGCCCAGGCUAACGGUGUUGUGCUGACGUGGUGCUGUGCGGGGGCUAGCGACAAUGCCAAGGUCUUGUAUCAGGCUACAUUGGACACAGGGAGCAGUAGGCAUCUGGCGGAAACUGAUGCGACGUGUGAUGAUGAGUCAGCAGCAGGAGUGUGCAAGGUGACUGUUCUCGGACCUGCAGUAGCACAGGGGCAGUUUCAACUUCGUCUUGUCAAGAACCCGGGUGAGGCCUUUUCAACACGCACACUGUCAAGUGUUGGCUGGAUUCUCAAGAAGAGUCAGAAGAUUCUGGAAGCAGGCCUGAUUGCACGCACCGCAGCAGCUACGACUAGUACCAGCCUGGUGCCAAGGCAAAGUUCUUUCGAGGUGCUUCUGGAGAUGCAGGAUAUUGUCCAAGAAGUACGCAAUGAAGGCGAGGAACUGUCCAGUACGCUGCACAAGCUGGUCUCCAGGGCUGUACAUCGUACACGAUCGGAGAGCGCACACCUGUUCGUCGUGAAGGACAACGCUGCCUCUACGGCUAAGCUGCUGGAGGCCAGUGUCAGCAUCAGCAGCGUGGAAGUGGACACCGCAGACAAGGUCAGUGUAAACAAGAAGCCACUGCAGUUACCAGUUGGCCAAGGCAUAGCUGCUGCAUCUCUUAGGCUCGAUACAACACUGAACAUUACUCAAGCGUCCCGUAGCCCUCAUUUCAGCCCCGACGUAGACAACAGCUACUGUGUCAGUGAUGCCGAGCAGCGGAGAGUGCUGUGCAUGCCGGUGCGACGUCACAAUGAUGUACUCGGUGUUCUACAGCUUUGCCGCAGCAGCAGCAGCAAUGCUCCCUAUUCCACAGUGGAUGAGGAUGUUGCGCGCAUCUGCUCAUUACACUGUUCUUCGGCUAUCAGUCAGCAAUCACUGUACAAGGAUUUGAUGGUGGCAGAGAACAGGAGCAACCUGCUCACCGAGCUCAUGCUGUUCCACAUGCAGGUCCCUGAUUCAGAGUUACUGCCCUAUAUACAACAGCCUGCCUGGAGUCUUAGCGACCUAGAUGCUAAGCUACACAUCAGUAGUUUCACCUUCACCGGCAUGGACAUGGAGGAGUCCGAGACUGUCCAGGCUAUGCUCGGCAUGUUUGAGGAAAUGCAACUCUGUCAACGCUGGAAAAUACCCAAGGAGAAGCUUUGCCGAUUUGUACUGACUGUACAGCGUGGUUACCGGGAUCCUCCGUAUCAUAACUGGCGCCAUGCCGUGUCAGUUGCACACUUCUGCUUCUAUCUAUGGAAGAAGACUGACCAUCUGAAACCGCUCACUGACCUGGAGGUGCUGGCGUUGUUUGUGGCGUGUCUUUGCCAUGACAUUGACCACCGCGGAACAACCAACAACUUUCAGCAGACAGCUGGUUCAGCCCUGGCAUCUCUGUACUUUUCUCAAGGUUCUGUGAUGGAGAGGCAUCACUUUGCCCAGACGAUGUGUAUCCUCAGUGACAAGCGGUGUAACAUCUUCUCCGAGCUCAGUGAAAAGGAUUGUCAGGCAGUAACAGACCUCAUCUAUGAGAUCAUACUGGACACGGACAUUAGUCGGCAUCUGGCGGUGCGCAAGAAGCCCAUUUUGCAACUUGCUGAAGGUGGUGCGACGGCUGUGGAGAGUGAGAAUGCGUCGCAUAGAUCGCUGCUGCUUGCGCUGGCAGUCAGUGCCAGUGACCUGAACUCGGGGACCAAGAACUGGCUGGAUGCACAGUAUUACGCAGAACGACUUUACGCCGAGUUCUUCAACCAAGGUGAAAUGGAGCGUGCCCUGGCUUCACAGCCUGGCAAGAUGAUGAACCGUGAUCUUGCUUGCAUUCCAGAGGAGCAAAUUGGCUUCAUCAGCUUCAUUGCCCAGCCUGUGUUUGAAUCGCUGGCGGCCCUCUUCCCGGAAACCCAGGAGGUGCUCGACCGUGUCAUGGAGAACUAUGACAACUGGCAGCGCGUCAAGGAAGACUUCUGGCAGAAGUCACCGGUUAAGGAAGGUUUCAGUACGGUGCAGGCACCUACACCGCCGACACAAGCCAGCGUGACCGGCACAUCACCGUUAGCAACGGUAACAGCUGCAGCCCAAGCACCCACAACUGUACAGGCACCCGUGGUACAGGCUUCCAUCAAUCACACACUGAGCAGCAGCAGCAGCGGAGCAUCUACACACAACACGGUGGUGGUGCCCCCACCGGCUGACGACGAGCCAGGCCGAAAGAAGUCCUCGUUCGGCCGUCGUGCCCGGAAGACCGGCAGUGCUACCAGUGUCGGUCCUGCUGCUACUGGUGCUAGUGUGGCCGGUGUAGCUGGGAAUGUAUCCCCAGCCCAGCCACCGGCCACCAGACGCCAGAGGCCAUCGAGUCGUCACAGCGUAGCGCAUCUUGCUCACCGACGCAAGGACAGCAUUCUGCAGGCGGCCAGCGCUGCUAAGCGGCAUGCGUCUCACCAACGCUCCGUCUCGGUGGCCCAUCACCCAGGCGGCGAGGUGCAGGCCACCUCGUACAUAUCCGGUCCCAGCGGUCUCCUAGUUCUGCCGUCGUACACGAGUCGCAAGUACUCUGCCAGCGUGGGGGUGACCGACAUUGAGCGAAUGCUCGACUGGCAAGCCCCGGUGUCGGUCAGUCGUCGCUUUUCCAGCACGCCGCUGCGGAGUAAGCCGAGUAACGCUCCGGAGCUUGCUUUACAUCGUCUUGGCGAUGACACCACACUGCGUCGAAGCCUAGCCGAGCGCAUGGAGAAGAUUACACCGGAAACAACACAGUCCCCCGUCUUAACAGGCCACGAGACAAUGGACGAGGAUGCGGCAGGCCAAGCGUUGAAGCAAGGCAUCACCGAAAAGGAUGGCCCUCGCCCCGGAAAACCAGGCAAGAUGUCCUUCUCUCGCACGUCUGUAGGCUCGACUUCGUCGUCAGAGGUCACCGCCAGAUCAUCACAAUCCUCACGAGGUGAUGCCGACCUACAGUCUGAAGAAGACUCGCAGGACACCGAACACAAUUCCUCAUCUAGCGAUGCAGUCAACAUGUCAGGAAGCAACGGCCAAGGGACAACACGCUCCAACCAGCGUCGACGCAAGCAAGGCAGUCACAACGCACACUUCUACAGCAAACAGCGGCUGGAGGUGGCUGCUUCGCCUUGCAAGCAAAUCCUUUCAAAGUGGUUUGGCAAUGCGUCGCGAAGUGAUCCCGGUCCCAGCCCCGACCUGAGGGCCCAAGUCUCCGGCGAGUCUCUACGACGACCAUCGGAGCCAGCCAGGUUUUAGGCGGAUCGCAUUGAUUCGCCACACGCUGUGUCUUAGUCGCACUGCUUGAGUAAGUCGUGUCUGUGCUUGUGUGUGUGUGUGUGUAUGUGUGCGUGCACGCUUGUGUCAGUGUGGCAGAGCGCGCCCAGUGUCUUGGGCGGAUAUUUGGUCUCCUUUUGGCACUCUUUUUCGCGCGGUCUUCCCAAGACGGCAAUAUUUGCCUCUUGUUCUAGCUUUCCGUGUGCAUCAAAUUAUUCCCAGGGAUUAUAUUUAUCUGUUUUUGUUCGUACUGAUCUUGCGUAAUUGCGGUCAGCGAAUCUUCAGAAGCAGUGUCUUCUAAGAUACGCACGGUAUUACGAGCGUGGGAAGAUUGAAUAGCAAACGAACAGCAAUGCAUGCCUGCCAAUUCGCCGGUGCAAAGUAUUGUUUUGUAUUAUCUAUAUAGUAUAUAUAUACGUCAUGUGUAUGGGUAUGUCUACCCCCCCCCCCCCCCCUCCACACCUCACACCUCGCUCACUUACCAUUCAACAGCUUGUAAGGCUGAUGAAUUGACCGCCACUAAUUUUAGCCUGAUAUCCACCACACAGCUGAUUGAACUGGCUUUUUCUGGCCAGUGAAUCCCUAUUUUUUCAUUUUUUUCCAUUUUUUCCCUCCACACACACCCACACGCGCACACACAUAUCAAAUCACAUGCGGCUCACGGUGACCGGAGGUGCGUGUUCUUUGGGCUAGUGCCUGUGGCUCUUCAGUUCCUGCGCUUCACGUGUUUGAGGAUGAUCUAUACAAGUAUUUUAUUAUUGUUAGCUGUAGUUUUUGUUCAUUUCUUACUGGUUCCAAUCAUCUUGUGAAGACAGAAUUCUAUUAUUAUAGUUACUCGAUAUGAAUAAGGACAAAGUGACGAAUGUUGCGGCUUGUUUCUGUCAAGUAAAAGUUCAUACAAGCCACCAUGAGGUAGUGAGGGUGGCUGCCGGCCUGGUGGUUGAUUUUUAGCAUGAAACGUUUUGUAGCAGCAACGUUCGUCAGGCUGUCUUUUUUCUCUUGUACUAAAGAACACGCUCUGCCACCAUAUAUAGGCAUCUAGCACUCUGAGCAGAUAAGGAAUUACGAGAUUUGAUUAUAGCGAUUUGCAUAUUAUUAUUAUUAUUUGACCGACAAGUGUACAGUCAUGUUUAUUUUCCUGCUUUAAGUUAAUUAACCGUGCAGCACGAAUUCUAUUUCCAAUAGAGAAUUAUGCUAUGUUUUUUCUUUCUUUCUUCUUCUUUUCUUACGUCUCCUUGCAAGUUCAAUGCAGCUAUUA
This is a messenger RNA of Sycon ciliatum, 5632 nucleotides long. RefSeq lists its product as uncharacterized. Gene Ontology annotation, molecular function: protein homodimerization activity; 3',5'-cGMP-stimulated cyclic-nucleotide phosphodiesterase activity; 3',5'-cyclic-GMP phosphodiesterase activity. Lineage: Eukaryota; Metazoa; Porifera; Calcarea; Leucosolenida; Sycettidae. Gene Ontology annotation, biological process: negative regulation of receptor guanylyl cyclase signaling pathway; cGMP catabolic process; positive regulation of gene expression. Gene Ontology annotation, cellular component: cytosol; nucleus; synaptic membrane. The coding region runs from base 352 to 4356 and encodes 1334 amino acids. The transcript is spliced from 30 exons. The record is from RefSeq and is a predicted model, not a curated record.